GGGCAAAGAUAACGCGGAUGGACGAUGAUGAUGCUGUUUUGGUUGUUGCUGGGGUUGCAAAAAGUAGUGCCUGAGGCCCGCAUUGCUCUCCCUCCUGCCCCCCCUCCAGCUACUAUUUGAACCCCCUCUCGCCCGGCUCUUGAUUCUCUUCUUCAUCAAUCACAAAACUUCUCUUUUCUCCAAAUCACUACCACAUCUCUACAUCUAUCACAAUGGGUUGGUUCAGCGACGACUCCGAGCAGGCUCAGGCCUACAACCAAUACCAGUCUGCCGAGCCCCAUGAGGCUUCGCUCUCCCACGAGCUCAUCGCCGGUGCUGCUUCCUUCGAGGCUGCCAAGGCCUACGAGAACCACGUUGCCGAGAACGGCAAGCCUGACAGCCACGCUACCGCCAAGGAGCUCCUUGCCGGUUUCGCUGGUGCCUUCGUCGACCGUGAGGUCGAAACCAAGGGUCUUGACUUCAUUGACCGUGAGAAGGCCAAGCACCAGGCCAAGGAGCACUACGAGGAGCACCUUGCCAACGAGGGCUGGUAGAUCAUUCAUCCGGAAUGAGGGUCUGAUUAUUUGAAUGAAGAUAUGAU
This is a messenger RNA of Aspergillus wentii DTO 134E9, 580 nucleotides long. Its product is annotated as DUF3759 domain-containing protein. NCBI's taxonomy places the organism in Eukaryota, Fungi, Ascomycota, Eurotiomycetes, Eurotiales, Aspergillaceae. The transcript has 3 exons. The record is from RefSeq and is a predicted model, not a curated record. Bases 213 to 533 code for a protein of 106 amino acids.